Molecule: messenger RNA, 1500 nt
Organism: Habropoda laboriosa
Lineage: Eukaryota; Metazoa; Arthropoda; Insecta; Hymenoptera; Apidae
Product: probable cytochrome P450 6a14
Exons: 5
Coding region: 1-1500 (499 amino acids)
Molecular function (GO): oxidoreductase activity, acting on paired donors, with incorporation or reduction of molecular oxygen; heme binding; monooxygenase activity
Source: RefSeq, a predicted model, not a curated record
AUGACCGGCGUUGAAAUCCUUUGCGGACUUACCGUGCUUCUUCUUCUAUUUUAUUAUUACAUGGUGAGGCCGUAUGAAGUCUGGAAGAAAAUUGGAUUACCUGGACCCACUCCAAGUUUGAUUUUUGGUAAUUUUUACCCUGUACUAAUUGGAAAAACAUCGAUCGGCGAUCAGAUGACCAAGUUUUACAAGCAGUUCAAACACCUACCCAUAUUUGGAUUGUAUAUACGGGGACAUCACGUGCUAGCUGUAAAUGAUCCCAACGUAAUCAAGACAGUCCUUAUCAAGGACUUUUCGAAAUUCGCAGAUCGUGGAAUUGCUUUGAACGAAGUGGCGGAACCGCUUUCUCAACACCUGUUCGCUCUAGAACCUAAAAGAUGGCGACCUCUGAGAACAAGACUGACACCACUGUUUACAUCGGGUAAAAUAAAGGAUAUGCUUGCUCUUAUCCUUGAGAGCUCGAAAACCCUUGAAAAAUAUUUAGAGACAUUAGUGGAGAAAGAAACGUCGGUCGAAGUACGAGAAAUUGCAGCCAAAUUCACCACCGAUGUAAUCGGUAGUUGUGCAUUUGGCAUCGAUAUGAACGCUAUAUCGAAUGAGCAAUGCCAAUUCCGUGAAAUAGGAAGAGAAUUUUUCGGUCCUGGCUGGAAACAGGGACUCAGGUUGAGAAUGAGAGAAGCAUUUCCAAGACUCUACACACUUCUGGGCUAUCUACUACCAGAAGAUCAAAUGACUACCUUCUUUACAAAAGUUGUCAUGGAUAUGAUCGAAUAUAGGAAAGAGAAUAAUGUCGUUAGACCAGAUUUCAUUAACACAUUAAUGGACAUUCAGGCACAUCCUGAAAAAAUAAAUAUCGAAUUAACGAAACAUUUGUUGGUUGCUCAAGCGUUCGUCUUUUUCGUAGCUGGCUUUGAAACGUCAGCGUCAACAAUAUCCAAUGCUCUUUAUGAAUUAGCACAGAAUCAGGAUACACAGGACAAGCUACGAAACGAAAUUAGGGAGCAUUACAAGCGAAACGAAGGAGAAUGGAAAUAUGAAAAUAUCAAGGAUAUGCCAUGCUUAGAUGCCGUGUUUAAAGAAACCUUAAGGAAAUACCCACCGGUGACAGUUAUUAUGAGGAAAAAUAGUGAACCCUAUACUUUUGAAGAUGUAAACAUUACAAUACCAAAAAAUACGAGAAUAUUUAUUCCGGUAUACGGCAUACAUCGCGAUCCUGAGAUUUAUCCAAAUCCUGAUGUGUUUGAUAUUGACCGAUUUAAAGAAGAUGCAGUAGCGACAAGGCAUCCUAUGCAUUAUUUGCCUUUUGGCGAUGGACCAAGAAAUUGUAUCGGUGCACGUUUCGCAAUUUUCCAAACGAAAAUUGGACUGAUUAAGAUUCUUCGUAACUAUAAGCUUGAUGUUUGUGAACAAACACAAAUUCCAUUCAUAAAUGAACCACGCACGUUCACGUUGGCACCGAAACACGGGCUUAUUCUGAAAAUAACCAAAACAGGAAGUUGA